Molecule: messenger RNA, 3501 nt
Organism: Monosiga brevicollis MX1
Lineage: Eukaryota; Choanoflagellata; Craspedida; Salpingoecidae
Exons: 19
Biological process (GO): DNA-templated transcription
Cellular component (GO): RNA polymerase II, core complex
Molecular function (GO): DNA binding; DNA-directed RNA polymerase activity; ribonucleoside binding
Source: RefSeq, a predicted model, not a curated record
GAUGAUGAUGCCGACAUUGACAACUGGGAUGAGGCUUGCUGGGAAGUCAUCAACGCAUACUUUCGCGAAAAGGGUCUGGUUCGCCAGCAGCUGGACUCGUUUGACCACUUUAUCACCUACACAGUGCAGAAAAUUAUCAAGAAUUCUCCUCCGAUCGAAGUGCAGGGUCGCUUGCAGUACCUCUCCAACGAGAUUGAGGAGCCGCCGAAGCACACCAUCUCUUUUGGGCAGGCAGGCUUUGCGCUGCCUCAACACAAAGAGGAGGAUGGCAACUACGAUCAUGUGUUCCCGAACGAUUGUCGCUUGCGCAACCUGACCUAUCAGUCCUUGAUGCAAUGCGAGAUCACACACACCGUCGAGCAGAAGAAUCCCGAGACAGGCGAGGUCACCACCACCCCCGCUCUCCUGGGCAAGGUACCCAUGAUGCUGCGCAGCAAGUACUGCACCUUGAACAAAAUGGAGACCUUCCGUGACUUUUACGAUAUCAACGAGUGCCCGCUUGAUCCUGGAGGCUACUUUAUCAUCAACGGGUCCGAGAAGGUCUUGAUUGCUCAGGAGAAAAUGGCAGGAAAUACGGUCUACGUGUUUGAGAAGAAGGAUUCCAAGCACAUGUUUGUUACGGAAAUGCGCAGUAUUGUCGAGGACAGCAACCGUCCUACCAGCACCAUGAUGGUCAAGAUGCUGCGCGGUGGAAGCGGCGGUACCAAGGGACGUGCCACAUUUGGCCGAGUGAUUCAUGCCAGCUUGCCAUACAUCCGACAGGACAUUCCCGUUGUGGUUCUCUUUCGUGCUCUUGGAUUUGAGGACGAUCGUAGCAUCCUCGAGCACAUCAUUUACGAUUUUGACGACAUGGAAAUGAUGGAACUUCUCAAGCCUUCACUGGAUGAGGCCUUUGUGGUGCAGACCCGGGAGGUCGCGCUUGACCUGAUUGGUCGCCGCAGUAUGGCUGCGGUUGGCAUGUCCAAGGACAUGCGUGUGCGCUUUGCACGGGAUAUUCUCCAAAAGGAGAUGCUGCCACAUAUUGGCGUCGGCCCUCAGUGCGAGCAAGCCAAGGCAUUCUUCCUGGGCUACAUGGUGCACCGCACUUUGCAAGCCGCGCUGCGCCGCCGCGAGCUGGACGACCGUGACCACUACGGCAACAAGCGUCUGGACCUGGCAGGCUCGCUCGUGGCCUACUUGUUCCGCACACUGUUCAAGCAGCUUACCAAGAAGCUGACGCGCAAGGUCACGGACUUGGUCAACCGCAAUCACAAGUUCAUGGUCAUUACCUUGCUUGACGUUGAGAUUCUGGGGUCGGGUUUGCGUUACUCUCUGGCCACAGGCAACUGGGGUGACCAGAAGAAGGCACACGAAGCCCGAGCGGGUGUUUCUCAAGUGUUGAAUCGGUUGACGUUUGCGUCAACGUUGUCACACUUGCGUCGUCUCAACUCGCCCAUUGACCGCACGGGCAAGAUUGCCAAGCCUCGCCAACUGCACAACACCCAUUGGGGCUACAUUUGCCCUGCUGAAACCCCCGAGGGGCACGCCGUUGGUCUGGUCAAGAACCUCUCGCUCAUGGCCUCGUUGACCGUCGGCUCGGACGAUACCCCUGUCCAUGAUCUGCUGGGCGCCAGCGGCCUUGAUUACCUCGAUCGCUUGCCGUCACGCUCUGCCAUUAAAACUGCAACAAAGGUGUUUGUCAACGGCAACUGGGUGGGCAUUCACAGCCACCCGGAUGAAUUGGUCACCACAAUGCGACAGUACCUGUUGGAUGCAGCCCACUCGGUUGCUUCCGAGGUGUCCAUCUUCCGCAACAUUCGCGAGCGCGAGGUCCACAUUGUCACCGAUUCGGGCCGUACCACUCGUCCUCUGCUGAUCGUGAACAAGGACGACGCCAAUCGGUGCCGCUUUGCGCUGAAGAACUCGCAUGUCAUGGCACUGCGCAACGAUCAAAUGAGCUGGACCCACCUCGUGCAGCGCGGUGUCGUCGAGUAUAUUGACGUCAACGAAGAGGAAACAACCAUGAUUGCCAUGGACCAGGGCACGUUGGAGGAGACGAGCUACUGCAACACGUACACGCACUGCGAGAUUCACCCGAGCAUGAUUCUGAGCAUUUGUGCAUCCAUCAUUCCUUUCCCAGAUCACAACCAGAGUCCGCGUAAUACCUACCAGUCGGCCAUGGGUAAGCAGGCCAUGGGCGUCUAUAUUACCAACUUUCAUGUGCGGAUGGACACGCUGGCACACGUGCUGUACUACCCUCAACGGCCCCUCGUUCAAACGCGCUCAAUGAACUACUUGCGGUUUGCCGAGCUGCCUGCUGGCAUUAACGCAAUCGUGGGCAUCAUGACCUACACUGGUUAUAACCAGGAGGAUUCGGUCAUUAUGAACCGUUACUCGGUGGAGCGUGGUCUUUUCCGAUCCGUCUUUUACCGUUCAUAUGCGGCAUCAGAGCACUCGGAGCGCGGCGAGAUUAUCAAGAUUGACAAGCCGAGCCGCGAAAACUGCAUUGGCAUGCGUCGUGCAAACUACGACAAGCUGGAAGAUGAUGGCAUUGUCGCGCCGGGGAUCCGCGUGAGCGGAGAUGACGCCAUUGUGGGUCGUUUGCUGGAGCUGCCCGAGGCGACGCGCCAAGCAUCGGGUGGACGCUUUGAGAAGCGUGACAAGAGCUUGUUUUUGCGCAGCAGUGAGAGUGGUAUCAUCGAUGGCGUUAUGAUCAGCGUCAACCAGAAGGGCGAGAAGUUUGUCAAGAUUCGCGUCCGCUCGGUCCGCACGCCGCAAAUUGGUGAUAAGUUUGCCAGUCGUCACGGACAGAAGGGUACUUGUGGCAUGCAAUACGCGCAAGAGGACAUGCCGUUUGCCGCUUCGGGUGUGGUGCCGGACAUUAUCGUCAACCCUCAUGCCAUUCCCAGUCGUAUGACCAUUGGUCACUUGAUUGAGUGUCUGCUUGGAAAGUCUGCCUCGCACUCGGGUACCAUUGGUGACGCCACGCCCUUCACCAAGGUCAACGUGACGGAUGUUGCUGAUAUUCUGGAGGGCUACAAUUUCCAGCGCUAUGGUAACGAGGUCAUGUACAACGGCUUCACCGGCCGAAAGAUGCAGGCCCAAGUUUUCCUGGGUCCCACUUACUACCAGCGCCUCAAGCACAUGGUCGACGACAAGAUCCAUGCCCGCGCCCGUGGCCCACUGCAGAACUUGACUCGUCAGCCCAUGGAGGGUCGCUCUCGCGAUGGCGGCCUUCGCUUUGGAGAGAUGGAGCGUGAUUGCAUGAUUGCCCAUGGCGCUGCCCAGUUUCUGCGCGAACGUCUCUUUGAGGUCUCAGAUCCCUACAGCUUGCACGUCUGCGAUGUCUGUGGCCUGCCUUGUGUGGCCAAGUUGGAAAAGAACGAGUUUGAGUGCACACGCUGCCGCAACUCAACUCGGGUUUCGCGCAUUCGUUUGCCGUACGCUUGCAAACUGCUGUUCCAGGAGCUCAUGACCAUGUCGGUGGUGCCGCGCAUGAUGACGGACGAUAGUCAUGGCUAA